This is a messenger RNA of Triticum aestivum (bread wheat), 4075 nucleotides long. RefSeq names its product RNA helicase aquarius. Gene Ontology annotation, cellular component: catalytic step 2 spliceosome. Gene Ontology annotation, molecular function: mRNA binding; helicase activity. The transcript is spliced from 12 exons. The annotation marks the transcript as partial. Gene Ontology annotation, biological process: mRNA splicing, via spliceosome. Lineage: Eukaryota; Viridiplantae; Streptophyta; Magnoliopsida; Poales; Poaceae. The record is from RefSeq and is a predicted model, not a curated record.
CCCCGCGUUGAGUUGCCCUGGGCCUUCUCAAAUCUCUCUCUCUCUCUCACCCAGACCCUCCUUCCGCAGUCCGCACCAACCUCACAGAAACCCUAAACCUCGCAAGCUGGGGCCAUGCCGAAGGUCUACGGCACCGGAGUCUUCGAGUUCCGGCACCCCCGCGCCGCCGAGUACCCGCUCCCCGCCGAGGUCUCCACCUCAGCGGCACCUGACAGGACCCCCGCCUCCACUGGCGUCUCCAUUACGCUCCUCGACAUCCAGCGCGACCGCCUCACCCGCGCUGCCGCGGAGCACUGGGGCUCGCCAGCAGCCGCCGCCGCCUUCGAUGCUGACCUCGUAAGGGAGAUCUACGCCACUGAGCUCCGUGUGGAGGGCCGCGGUCGCAAGACGGUCCCGCUUCACCGUGUCAUGAUCCUCGAGGUCAGCCAGUACCUCGAGAACUACCUUUGGCCACACUUCGAUCCAGACGACGCGUCCUUUGAGCACGUCAUGUCCAUGAUCCUCAUGGUGAACGAACAGUUUCGAGAGAAUGUGGCGGCAUGGACAUCCUUCCAUGGCCGGAAGGACGCGUUCAAAGGCUUCCUAUGGCGCGUUCUCAAGCUAAAGGAAGAGGAUAGGGAUGUUAGUAUGGCAGAGAAGACAAACUACCUCUUGUUUAUGAUAAACGCAUUUCAGAGUUUGGAGGAUGAAAUUGUCCGGGAGACUAUUCUCCAGGCAGUAAGCUUAAAGUUGUGGCAUACUCUUUCUUUUGGACGACUUCAGAUGGAGCUUUGCCUUAAUCCUGAAUUGAUUAAGAAGUGGACAAAAAUUAAAAGAAAAGAAGCAAAGGAAGGGAAAAAGGCUGGGAAAACUGGUAAUUCUUCAGAAAUGCUCGAGAAUAAAUUCCUUAGGAACCUAAUGGAAGAAUUCCUGGAGAUUCUUGAUUCAAAGGUCAUAUUAUCUAGUCAAGAUGGUGGAGAAGAAUCUGUCUUUAAUGAAUCCCUUAGUGGGCAGGUUGAUGAUUCUAGUGUCUUGUAUUGUGAAAGAUUCAUGGAAUUUCUGAUUGAUAUGUUGAGCCAGCUUCCUACGAGAAGAUUUCUAAGGCCGCUUAUCGCUGAUGUUGCUGUUGUUGCCAAGUGCCACUUAAGCAUGCUUUAUGCUCAUGAAAAGGGGCGUCUUUUUGCACAAUUGGUGGACUUACUUCAGUUCUAUGAAGGCUUUGAGAUUAACGAUCAUUCUGGGACACAGCUUAGUGAUGAUGAUGUCUUGCAAGCUCACUAUUCUCGUUUCCAAGCUUUUCAGCUGCUAGCAUUCAAACAAGUGCCUAAGUUGCGAGACCUUGCCUUGUGUAAUAUUGGUUCAAUCCAUAAGCGUGCUGAUUUAACAAAGAAGCUGCUUGUCUUGUCAGAUAUGGAACUGCAAGAUCUGGUUUGCAAUAAGCUUAAAAUAAUUUCAGAGAAGGAUCCAUGGACUGGAAGGCGUGAUUUCCUUAUCGAGGUCCUAGUUGCUUUUUUUGAGAAGCGUCAAUCCCAGAAAGAUGCAGUUAAUGCACUUCCUCUUUAUCCAAAUGAACAGAUCAUGUGGGAUGAGAGCCUUGUUCCUAGCAUCAAUUAUUCUGGAGAAGGCUGUCUUGCCCUCCCAAAACUCAAUCUCCAAUUUCUGACACUUCAUGAUUAUUUGCUGAGGAAUUUUAAUCUCUUUCGUCUUGAAUCAACAUAUGAAAUUCGUGAAGAUAUUCAGGAAGCUGUUCCUCAUCUACAUGCUUACAUCAACAAUGAGGGGGACACUUCCUUUCGUGGAUGGUCCAGGAUGGCUGUUCCAAUCAAAGAAUUUAGGAUCACACAAGUGAAGCAACCAAACAUUGGAGAGGUUAAGCCUUCUGCUGUAACUGCUGAUGUUACUUUUAGCAUAUCAAGCUACAGAUCACAGAUAAAAUCUGAGUGGGAUGCUCUGAAAGAGCAUGAUGUGUUGUUUUUGUUGUCAAUCCGCCCAUCUUUUGAACCUCUUAGCCCCGAGGAGGCUGCAAAAUCAACUGUGCCUGAAAGGUUAGGAUUGCAACAUGUACGUGGUUGUGAGGUGAUUGAAAUCCGUGAUGAGGAAGGGGGACUCAUGAAUGACUAUACAGGAAGGGUAAAGAAGGAUGAGUGGAAACCUCCAAAGGGUGAGAUUCGUACAGUUAAAAUUGCCUUAGAUACAGCACAGUAUCACAUUGAUGCUUCUGAGUUAGCAGAGAAGGGUGCAGAAAAUGUUUAUGGGACAUUUAAUAUUCUAAUGAGAAGGAAACCCAAGGAAAAUAAUUUCAAAGCAAUCCUAGAAUCCAUACGUGAUCUAAUGAAUGAAACAUGUGUAGUUCCUGAAUGGUUGCAUAACAUAUUCUUGGGUUAUGGAAAUCCUUCUGCCGCACAGUGGAUAAAUAUGCCUGAUCUUCUGGAAACUAUAGAUUUUAAGGACACUUUUCUUGAUGCUAGCCACGUUGUGCAAAGCUUUCCAGCUUUCCAGGUCACAUUCAUCAAUACUGAUGGUACAGAAAACAUGCAUCCAAGCCCUCCCUUUAGGAUCAAGUUGUCCAAGAAAAUGAGGGAAAUAAGUCAUGCUCUACCCGGCAAUGUAAAUGCCUCUGAUACCGCAAGCAAGAACAACAUGGUUGAUGAUGAAGGGUCUCAGAAAGAAAAACUAAAGGUGGAGACUUACAUUCCUGCUGACCCAGUGCCAUAUCCUCAAGAUAAACCUAACCAGAACUCAGUGAGGUUUACACCCACUCAGGUCGGCGCUAUAAUAUCUGGUAUUCAACCUGGGUUGACGAUGGUUGUUGGUCCUCCUGGAACGGGAAAAACAGAUACAGCUGUGCAGAUAUUAAAUGUUCUAUAUCAUAACUGUCCUUCACAAAGAACACUUAUUAUAACCCAUUCGAAUCAAGCUUUGAAUGAUUUGUUCGAGAAGAUAAUGCAGAAGGAUGUGCCUGCUAGGUACCUUCUUCGUCUUGGUCAGGGUGAGCAAGAACUGGCAACUGAUCUUGAUUUUAGCCGUCAAGGUCGUGUAAAUGCUAUGCUGGUUCGGCGACUAGAGCUGCUUGGUGAAGUUGCAAAACUGGCAAGAUCCCUUCAUCUUCCUGAAGAUGUGAGCUACACAUGUGAAAAUGCUGCAUAUUUUUGGUUAUUACAUGUUUAUGCCCGCUGGGAACAAUUCUUGGCUGCCUGUGUGCCAAAUAAGGAGAAUCCCUCUUUUGUUAAAGACCGUUUUCCAUUUUCCGAGUUCUUUUCGGAUACCCAACAGCCUGUGUUUACUGGUGAGUCCUUUGAGAAAGAUAUGGAUGCAGCCAAAGGAUGUUUCAAACAUCUUUCUACGAUAUUCCAAGAGCUGGAAGAGUGCAGGGCUUUUGAGUUACUGAAGUCAACAGCUGAGCGAGCAAAUUAUCUAAUGACUAAACAAGCUAAGAUUGUUGCCAUGACUUGUACUCAUGCAGCAUUGAAGAGAAGAGACUUUCUUCAAUUGGGUUUCAAAUAUGACAAUUUACUGAUGGAAGAAAGUGCACAGAUAUUGGAGAUAGAGACUUUUAUACCAACUCUCCUGCAACGGCAGGAAGAUGGCUAUGCUCGUCUCAAACGUUGCAUUUUAAUUGGUGAUCACCAUCAGUUACCCCCUGUCGUGAAGAACAUGGCUUUUCAGAAGUACAGCCACAUGGACCAGAGUCUCUUCACAAGGUUUGUUCGCCUUGGUGUCCCUUAUAUUGAACUCAAUGCUCAGGGUCGUGCCAGACCUAGUAUUGCUCAGCUUUAUAAUUGGAGAUACAGAGAACUGGGAGAUCUGCCUUAUGUACAUGAGGAAGCUAUAUUCCAUAAAGCUAAUUCUGGGUUCUCUUACGAGUAUCAGCUGGUUGAUGUUCCUGAUUAUCGUGGCAGAGGCGAGUCUGCUCCUUCUCCUUGGUUCUACCAGAAUGAAGGGGAGGCUGAGUAUAUUGUUAGUGUCUAUAUUUACAUGCGUCUGAUUGGAUACCCUGCCAAUAAGAUUUCAAUAUUAACCACUUACAAUGGUCAGAAGCUUCUUAUUCGUGAUGUUAUCAGCAGACGAUGCAAGCCAUGGAAUAUUGAGCCACCUU